Molecule: messenger RNA, 1838 nt
Organism: Periconia digitata
Lineage: Eukaryota; Fungi; Ascomycota; Dothideomycetes; Pleosporales; Periconiaceae
Source: the annotation of a GenBank genome assembly
GACAAUGCUAUUGGCCACAUGAUCGGACACCGGACGAAUACAGAGACAAACACCAAGCCCACACAUCGGAUCGAUUUAUACCUGACGUCCUCCUGUCGUCGUCUUAAUCUUCACCUGACUUAUCGCCCCCCGUUCACAGAAUCAGAAAGUCCACAUUUGGACAGGACCUCGUAGUGACGGCACGUCAGCAUAUCAUCACCUUGACCAACACCGCAUGCCCACGAAACCCCUUGCGAUACAUUUACGACGCAAUGGCGUACCUAUCUAAUUGCUAUGUAUCUCAUUAAGCUCGCCCCUUCCCCAGAAAAAGGCAAUCAGUUCUCAAACUCAUGGACAUUCCUUCUAGUCUAACAUCUAAAAUCCCCGUCAUGUCUUCAUCUACCGGCGCAAAUACUAACCAGAACGACCCGAUACAGCACCCGCUUGAGGCGACGGCGCAGGCCAUCCGGGGAGCCGUUUCAGGCGAAGGUCGCGCUCCACGCCAGGCUCAUCUGGGUAGCUCAAAUGAGGGUCCAGCCGACAUUAUCGCGAAGGUGUCGGGUGCCGUGCAGGGUGGUAUCCGGCAGGAUGAUAGCCCUUACUUUACCAACAAUGAGGGUAUUCCGUGGCCUGACGCUGAGCAUAGCAAGACCAUAGGAGGUAUUCCAGUAGCGAGCGAUGUUUUUCUUCUCCAGAAGCAACAAACAUUCAAUCGCUCGAAGAAUCUCGAACGCAUGGUACACCCCAGUGGGUCUGGAGCUUUCGGUUACUUCGAGACCACACAUGAUGUUACGGGACUUACUAAAGCAAACUUUCUGUCCAGUGUUGGCGAGAAGACUCCUAUCUUCGUACGUUUCUCUACUGUCACUCCUGGACGUGAAUACGCGGAUGAAGCGCGCAAUCCGCGGGGUUUUGCCAUAAAAUUCUACACCAUGGAAGGAAACUAUGACAUUGUUGGUUUGAACUUUCCGGUAUUCUUCUGUCGCGAUCCCAUCCAAGGCCCAGAUGUCAUCCGCUCCCAAUGGCGCAACCCCAAGAACUUCCUCUUCGAUUACGAUGCGAUCUUUGACCUUCUAGCUUGCACACCCGAAGGCAACCAUGCCGGACUCAUGUUCUUCAGCGACCACGGCACACCGCAAGGAUGGCGCUUCAACCACGGCUACGGCUGCCACACCUUCAAGUGGGUGAACGCCGAGGGCAAGUUCGUAUACAUAAAGUACCACUUUAUCGCCGAGCACGGCCAGAAGCAAUUCACUCAACAGGAAGCCACACAAAUGUGCGGUGAAGACCCCGACUUCUCCAAGCGUGACCUCUGGGAAACCAUUGAGAAGGGUCAGGAGCUCAUCUGGAAAGCUCACGUACAAGUCAUGCAACCUGAAGAUGCGGACCCCGAGAAACUCGGUUUCGACCCCUUCGAUGUGACCAAGGUCUGGCCGCGCAAGCAAUUCCCCAUGCAAGAGUUCGGCCGCCUUGUCCUCAACAAGAACCCCGAAAACUAUCACCGCGACGUCGAACAAGCUGCCUUCUCUCCCGGAAGUAUGGUGCCUGGCAUUGAAGACUCACCGGAUCCACUACUCCAGUUCCGCAUGUUUUUCUACCGUGACGCGCAAUACCACCGUAUCGGUGUCAACCUGCACCAGAUUCCUGUCAACUGCCCAUUCAUGUCUAAGUCCUUUGCGCCGCUCAACUUCGAUGGCCAAAUGCGCGUGGAUGCGAACCACGCGGGUAACAAACAGUACGCGCCCAACAGCUUUGCGCAUAAAUUCCGCCCCGACACCGCGGAGGCCCCAUACCAGGUGAGCGACAAUGUGAUGAGUAGGAAGAGCCACUACUGGCACGAGGGCAAGAAAAACGAUUAG